AUGGGCGCCAUAAUUUCAACUAUUCAACCUAUCCUCCAGAGGUUUAAAACGGUACUAAACGAAUACGAGGCCGCAUCCAAACGUAUAUCGCUUCCUCCUGGAAUACCUCAGCUCAAUUCCUCGAUUCCUUUUUGGACAAUUCCUUUAUCUCCCAUUGCCCACCACGGACGAGACACAGAGUUGCCUCAAUACGCUGAUAUCGUUAUUAUUGGGAGCGGUAUCACUGGCGCUUCAAUUGCAAAGGCUUUGCUUGAAUGCUCAAAUACACGGUCGACCCCGUUGAGCGUCGUUAUGGUUGAAGCCAGAGACGCGUGCUCAGGUGCAACCGGAAGAAAUGGUGGCCAUGCAUCGCCGAUUAUAUACAACGAGUAUUUCCGCCUGAAGAAAGCACACGGCGCUACUGUAGCGCUGCAAAUCCUUCGUUUUCGUUUAGCCCAUAUCACGGCUCUCAUUGAGGUUGCUAAAGCAGAAGGACUAUCGGCCGACUCACAAGCCAGGCUUGUGGACAAUUUCGACGCGUUUCUUCAGCCUGAGUUCUUUGAAAAAGCAACUGACGAGUUGAAGGCUUUUUUGAAGGAAGUCCCCAGCGACAUUGGCGAAAGGUUUGGAAUAGUGGAGGACCGCGAUGCAAUCGAGGAGCUCCAAUUGGCAACCUCAAUAGUGGGGUUGAUAAUUAAACCUGGGGCCUCUAUUCACCCAUAUCGUCUCGUUACUGGGAUCCUCUCCAAGCUUCUUGACAACUUUUCUAACUUCCAAUUACAUACACGCACGCCCUGCACCGGAAUUAUGACCGAAAACGGUACAUAUGUCAUCGCCACCCCUAAGGGCGACAUUAAAGCACGGCAUGUUGUCCACGCUACGAACGCCUGGUCUUCGCAUCUUCUCCCCGGGUUACGAGAGAAAAUUGUACCCUGGAAGGCACACAUGUCAAGUCAACGGCCUGGGAAGGGUCUUUCCUCUCAGUGCAAUCUAGAUUCUAAACUUACCACACCCCAAAAUUCUGAAGCGCCGGCGCCUACCAAUGUCCCCACUUGCACAUCGUCUCGGUCCAACUGGACUGGUACACGCGCAUAUGUAUUUUACCCAGGCCAUGAGGAAGGCGUGUACGACUACCUUACCCAGCUUCUCCCAACACCGAUCGAAUCAGUACCGUCAAAAGCCCUUGACAGUAGCGAAACACUGGCGCCUAAAUCCUCUCUGCCUACCGCAGGCGAGCUCAUGUUUGGUGGUGGAGCGAUGCUUGGUGGGAUGAGUGAGUCGGCACUGCUGAAUGUCGUCGGCGUCACCGAUGACUCGCAUCCAGAUUUUGCAGUUGAGGCAUACCUAAGCGGUUCGUUGCCUAUGUAUUUUGGCAGGCACUGGGGUGAAGAGGGGUCAGAGGCGGAUGACAUUGAGGCUGGAAAGACUGAGGACGUGCAGUGGGGAAAGGGGCGCGUGAAAGCCGUGUGGUCUGGCUUGGUUGGCCUGUCAGCUGACGCAAAUCCUUGGGUAGGGCGCGUUCCUCCCUCAGUGUCUGGUAGGAGAGAGCCUGCACCCCAACCUUCUCGCCCACCGUACGAUAAGCCGUCAGCGGUGGAUGGUGAGCAUUUGGCACCGGCAGGUGAAUGGGUGUGUGCGGGAUAUAGCGGUGAAGGUAUGGUACAUGCGUGGCUGAGUGGACGUGCAUUGGCGCGUAUGAUAUUGGGGAAUGCUGGGAAUGGAUCGGGGGCAGAACAUGAUCUUGAAUUGCCUGAACCUUUCUUGAUUACAGAAAAUCGAAUCAAACGAACUAAGAUCAGAGAUAUUACGCAGAUAGGUAACAAUUGA
Messenger RNA from Psilocybe cubensis, 1806 nucleotides. RefSeq lists its product as uncharacterized. The transcript is spliced from 4 exons. Gene Ontology annotation, molecular function: oxidoreductase activity. NCBI's taxonomy places the organism in Eukaryota, Fungi, Basidiomycota, Agaricomycetes, Agaricales, Agrocybaceae. The record is from RefSeq and is a predicted model, not a curated record. Gene Ontology annotation, cellular component: cytoplasm. The coding region runs from base 1 to 1806 and encodes 601 amino acids.